CGACGUCCGAUCGCCGUAUACAGCCUAACAUUAUUGCCGACCUGUCGUCUUCGCCGUCUAGCAGGCACCGUCCGAUAACUAUUACACAAUAAUACAAUAUCUGCCGGCAUAUCGAUUCGUCCGUCGUCGUCGUUAGUUGUACGCCAGCAGUUGCCAAGUGCGCCGCCCGGUUUUCUGGUCAUUUUCUAUUUUUUUUCGUUUAUUUCAUCAACCACACUCCUGUCGCCAUGUACAACCUCAGCCGACUAGGACGUAACGUUUCGGAGAGUGUCCUGAGGACGGCGUCCAUGUCCUCUGCUCGUGGACUUCACGAGAUGCCAGAUCACCUUAAGGAUGUGCCCACAGCCGAGAACCCGCGGUUCUUUGACAUGGUGGAAUACUUCUUCCACCGUGCCUGCCAGGUAGCUGAGGAUAAGCUUGUCGAAGACAUCAAAGCCAAGAUGUCCGUGGAAGACAAGAGGAAAAAAGUCAAGGGAAUAUUGUUGGGUAUGCAGCCGUGCGAUCACAUACUGGAGACAUCUUUCCCAGUUCGUAGGGACAGUGGUGACUAUGAGAUGAUCACAGGUUACCGUGCACAACAUAGUACACAUAGAACACCAUGUAAAGGAGGUAUUCGAUUUUCAUUGGAUGUUUCCCGUGAUGAAGUGAAAGCUUUAGCCGCUUUGAUGACGUUCAAGUGUGCAUGUGUUGAUGUACCAUUUGGAGGUGCAAAAGCUGGCAUUAAAAUAAAUCCAAAAUUGUAUUCAGAAAAUGAAUUAGAGCAAAUUACCAGGCGGUUCACAUUGGAAUUGGCUAAAAAAGGAUUUAUUGGACCUGGUGUAGAUGUACCUGCACCAGAUAUGGGAACCGGUGAACGUGAAAUGUCAUGGAUAGCUGAUACAUAUGCUAAAACUAUUGGGCAUUUGGACAUUAAUGCUCAUGCUUGUGUAACUGGUAAACCAAUUAAUCAAGGUGGAAUUCAUGGUCGUGUAUCAGCAACUGGUAGAGGUGUUUUCCACGGAUUAGAAAAUUUCAUCAUGGAGGCCAAUUAUAUGAGUUUAAUUGGUACCACGCCUGGAUGGGGUGGAAAAACUUUUAUUGUUCAAGGUUUUGGUAAUGUUGGAUUACAUUCAAUGCGUUACUUACAUAGAGCAGGUGCUACAUGCAUUGGUGUAAUUGAACAUGACGGUUCUAUUUGCAACCCAGAUGGGAUUGAUCCCAAAGCAUUGGAAGAUUGGAGAAUUGACAAUGGCACUAUUUUAGGAUUCCCAGGUGCUCAGCCAUACACAGGUGAAAACCUUAUGUAUGAACCUUGUGAUAUAUUAGUUCCAGCUGCUACUGAAAAAGUCAUAACUUCCGCUAAUGCUCAUAAGAUCCAAGCAAAAAUUAUUGGUGAAGCUGCUAAUGGCCCAACAACCCCUGCUGCAGAUAAAAUUCUUAUAGAAAGAAAUAUUUUAAUUGUGCCAGAUCUAUAUAUAAAUGCUGGUGGUGUAACUGUGUCAUUUUUUGAAUGGUUAAAGAAUUUGAAUCAUGUUUCUUAUGGCCGCUUAACAUUCAAAUAUGAGCGUGAAUCAAACUACCAUUUAUUAGAAUCUGUGCAAGAGUCAUUGGAACGUCGUUUUGGUCGUGUGGGAGGAAGAAUUCCUGUCACUCCUUCUGAAUCUUUCCAAAAACGUAUUUCGGGAGCAUCUGAAAAAGAUAUAGUGCAUUCUGGAUUAGAUUAUACAAUGGAACGUUCAGCUCGAGCUAUUAUGAAAACUGCCAUGAAAUAUAACUUGGGUCUUGAUCUUCGUACUGCCGCUUAUAUUAACUCAAUCGAGAAAAUUUUCACUACUUAUAAAGAGGCUGGACAAACUUUCUAAUUUUUUUGUUUCUACUGUUUUGGUGGGAGCUUAGGAGUUUAUUUGUUGACAAACAAGCCAAAUUCAUAUUUUUAACCACAAUACAAUUUUAAUUAUUAUUACCAAAUUUAUAUAAAAUUAAUCAUUAAUAAUUCUAAUAAAAAGGUAUAAAUAACUUUCCGUGUGAACAAAAUUAAUCUUUUAAUCAAAACAUGCUUUUAAAAAGUUCCUUUAUAGUAACAAAUCAAUGUCCUUAUUUUGUAAAAUUUACAUACAUGAGUCUUCAUUUGAGUUCUUAUGAAUAUCAAAUUCUACAUAUUUCACAAUAUUGAAUUUGUACUUAAAAAUAAUUUUACAGUAUCAGUAUUUUUUGAUAAUAAUAAUUAAACUUUGCAUUAUUAAAAACACAGCUACAGUUGUAGUUGUAUUGUGUAGUCCUAAAUUUAAUGAAAUUAUCAUUUUAUGAAUUUGGCUAGUUGUUUUCUUUAUAUAAAAAUAACGAAAACACCAUUUAACUAUAUUGACUUAUUUUGAAGUUUAUAAAAAAUUCCAAACCAUUUUUUUUCCUUUUUACUUUUAAGAAAAGAAGUAUACGUGUUUAUUCAGUAUUGUAUAAUAAAUUAUUAAAUAUUUAAUUUUAUAUUCUUCAAGUAAAUGUAAAAUCUAAUUAAUACAGAAAUUGAUUUAAUUAAAUAUACGAGUACAAAUUGCUAAUUCAUGCUCAUAAUAUAUCACAAUAAUUUUAAUACUCGUGUAACUGAAAAUGUGAGUAAAUUAAUGUUAUUCUCUAUUUUAUAAGAAAUAUUAAAACCAUAACUUUCAAUUUCUUAAUUUAUAUAAUUUAAAAUACUGUAAAAUAACAGUCAUCUCAUGAAAUUGUAGAGAAAUAAUAAGUUUAAAAUUGUUAAUAUUGUUUUGGAAUUUGUUUUAUGUUUUUAGUUGACAAUAUUAAAAACUAAAGAGUAUUAAAAAUAUUUGUUAGAAAUUGUAAUAAAAUUAUUAUUUAUUUAUAACCAAUUCUUAUUAUGGAAACUAUGAUAAUACAUUCAUGUUGUUAAUAUUGCAUGUAUUUUUAUUUUAAAGUAAUAAGUAUGAUCAUAAUCGUUCAAUAUUCUUAAUCUUAAGUUUAAAUUAUAUUUAUUAAUAUUUGUUACUGUUGUCAAAUACUUGAAUGUUAAUGGGUUAUUAGCAAUGAAUUGUGUUUUAGUUGAAUUGUUAGUCUUGUUGAAUCAUUUAACUGUACUUAUAUGGGCAAUUAAAAGACUAAACAUAAAGUUCAAAGUUAGAAAUCUGUAGGAGUAAUUACUACGGACAACAAAUUAAAAAGAGAAUAAAAACAAGUAAUACAA
This is a messenger RNA of Myzus persicae (green peach aphid), 3169 nucleotides long. It is a transcript of the gene Gdh, whose product is annotated as glutamate dehydrogenase, mitochondrial. The coding region runs from base 228 to 1841 and encodes 537 amino acids. The transcript has 9 exons. Gene Ontology annotation, molecular function: L-glutamate dehydrogenase (NAD+) activity. Gene Ontology annotation, cellular component: mitochondrion. Gene Ontology annotation, biological process: L-glutamate catabolic process. NCBI's taxonomy places the organism in Eukaryota, Metazoa, Arthropoda, Insecta, Hemiptera, Aphididae. The record is from RefSeq and is a predicted model, not a curated record.